AUGAACACCGCUUUUCAACGUCAUAGCCAGCAGGAAGAGGCACGGGUGGACGAACAGGUAAAAUCGUCUGAUUCUGUAAUGUCAGUCUGGAACCCAUCACCUUCUAUAUUGCCUGGACCACAGCUGCUUCACGAGCUGGCCUUGAGUGGAUCACAUGAUGCCUAUAGUGCUAUUGAAUUCUUGACUGCGGAUGGAGACAUUAUCUCAUUGUCAUAUCAUUCUUUGAGCCGGAUAUCUUCGAAGCUAGCAGCACAGAUUGUCCAUGCUUCACAGAAGACGGAAAACUUCGUUGUUCCUGUACUCUUACCUCAAUCAUUGGAGUUAUAUAUCACCUGGGUAGCAAUCCUCAUGGCAGGAGGUGCAUUCUGUCCUUUGAACAUCGAUGCACCCCCAGAGCGGAUAGAAUUCAUUCUGCAGGACGUGGCUGCCUCUGUUGUUAUCACUCAAGGUGCAUUGAUGACGAGAGUCCCCCAGAAUGAUAACAUUGCUGUGAUCAAUACAGACGGUUUGGUGACGGACAUUGAGACAGAUGAAGUCCCGUCACCAGCCUUGAACAUAUCUUCCUCCAACUUAGCCUAUGUAAUGUAUACAUCUGGGUCUACCGGCCGUCCAAAGGGCGUCGGGAUUUCUCAUCUCGCUGCAACCCAAUCAUUACUGGCGCACAACGACCUGAUACCCCCAUUCACUCGAUUUCUGCAAUUUGCCUCGCCAACCUUUGACGUUUCUGUUUUUGAGGUCUUCUUUCCACUAAUGCGUGGAGCGACCCUGAUUGGUUCUGACAGGGAGCAAAUGCUUCUCGAUAUUUCCCACGUCAUGACUACAAUGAAGGUUGAUGCCGCUGAGCUAACGCCAACUGUAGCGGGAGAGUUACUGCGUACCCGUGCCGCAGCACCCAGCUUACGGGUUCUGCUUACUAUCGGCGAAAUGCUCACCAAACACGUUGUAGAUGAAUUUGGUCAGUCAAAGAGCUCUGAUGGUAUUCUUCAUGGCAUGUACGGCCCGACAGAGGCAGCAAUCCACUGUACAGCGGCCACAAAAUUCCAAGCCAGCUCUCGAGUCAACUUGAUCGGAAGGCCUUUCGAGACUGUUUCUGCCUUUAUCAUGUCGUUAGAAUCCGAUGAUGGCUCUACAACACAGCUGCUUGAUGUCCUUCCACUAGGUCAAAUUGGCGAGCUUGUCAUCGGUGGCUCACAGCUAGCAGAUGGAUACAUUAAUCGACCUGAUGAAAACGCCAAGGCGUUCAUCGAGCACCCUGUAUACGGUCGACUUUAUCGAACAGGCGACAAGGCUCUAAUGUUACCCUCCGGCGAAAUCGAAUGCUUUGGCCGCAUUUCUAGUGGCCAAGUGAAGCUUCGUGGUCAGCGGAUAGAGCUUGGAGAAAUCGAGCAUGCCAUCUGCCGAGCACCCGGCGUUCGGAGCUCUGUCACAAUAGUAGGAGGUGGCAGUUUGGCAGCUUUCGUUCUGGUCAGCGACAAAGGGACCACCGAUCGCGAACUUCGAGAUGUCUGCCGCCAGUGGUUACCUCGAUUCAUGGUCCCGGGAGAAUUUAUCCUUGUGACUCAAUUUCCUCAACUGCCCUCUGGGAAAGUUGAUCGCAAAGCGUUGGAGGCGGAAUUUAUUCGCCACCACGAUUCUGCACAGACCGAUGAUCAGCAGCCCUUUAGGGACGAGCUUGAAGAAACAAUUACGUUGUGUGUGGCUGAUGUCCUUGAUCGUCAGCUUCACUCGACAGAGAGCCUAGCAGCAGCUGGCCUAGACUCUCUUGCUGCUAUUCGACUAACCUCCCAUAUUCUAGAGGCCGGAAUUCGUUUGGAUGUGGCUCAGGUUCUGGAUGCAGAUUGUGUGGAGCAAAUAUGGCUACUAGCCAAAGAAUUGGAGGCCACACAGCCCACCGAAGACCCGGAAACAGAGCUUCAGAUGAUUUACCAGCUAGUCACAGAUGCUGGUGCUACAAGAAUAGAGUCUUUGGGGAUCGGCUCACAGGUUACUGAGAUUGAACCAAGUAGCCAUAUACAACAAGCCAUGAUUCUGGAAACAGUCAAGAACCAAAAAGCAUACUGCAAUUGGAUCGAACUGGAGUUUGAGUCUUCAAUCAAGUCUACUGCUUUGCAGAAUGCAUUUUUCCAACUUGUGAAACAAAAUUCCUUGCUCAGAUCUGGAUUUGUGGAGAUCGGUCUGAAAGAUCAUUCUUAUGCCCGCUUUACGUGGAAGGAGGUUGACGAACGGCUAAUUCAAACACGCGAUGUUUUCGACUAUAACUCCUCCAUGAUUGCUGAGAAUGACCUUCUUUAUCCUCUCCAGGUGCAGUUGAAAGAGACAGACCAGUGUCUUCGAGCACUUGUCCAGAUUCACCACUCCAUCUAUGAUGGAUGGUCGUGGCAAAUGAUCUUGGAAGACCUCCAUCAUCUUCUGGCUGGGGAGAAUGUUCAGCCAAAACCAGCAUACAACGCAGUGACGAAAUAUUUCAUUGAAUACAAGUUGAGUGAAUUAUCCGACGAAUCUUCCUUGUUCUGGCGUGAUCAGCUUCAAGGAAUCUCUGCUACAUCUUUCCCUAAGUUCCAUGGGAAGACAGACGUGGUCCAAGGUACACGAGAGACCCUUAGGGUGUUAGAUGUCCCCAUCGAAAAGCUCAAUAAUGUAUCGCAAAGUCUCAGAGUCAGCCGGCAGACCAUCUUCCAAGCGGCUUUCUGCUAUAUUCUCUCAACAUACCUUGGUUCUGAUGACGUUGUUUUUGGAACUGUAUUUUCAGGCCGGACAAUACCAGUCAAAGGGAUAGAAUCAGUUCUAGGUCCUUGUAUCCGAACUCUCCCAACGCGUAUGAAUCUUGACAGGAUGCAAAAUAUUACUGAUCUUUUGUUGGCGAUUCAGAACAUGAACCGCAAGUCUCUUGAACACGGUAGCCUACCCCUCCAAGAUAUCAAGAAAAUAUCUGGCAUCGACCUACAUCAGAACCUUUUCGAUGCUGCCCUGGUGUGGCAAGAGAGUAUCUGGUCUGAUCGACCUCAAAGUACUUCAUUCCACGAGGUUGACUCUGCGGAAUUUUUGGAUUUCGCACUCUUGGUAGACUUUGAGCCUCGGAAUGGCAAAAUACUUGCCAAGGUGACUUAUCAAGAGGCUAUUUUGCCUCAUGAGCAGGCUUUGAUGCUCCUCGAGCAGAUCGACUGUGUUGCAGGUAUUCUCAUUGAGAGCCCCAACCUGGCAAUUGAUGAGAUCGGUCGUCACCUCGCUCCUUCCAUCCUUUCAGUCUCCCAUUCAAGUAAUCUAAACCAAAAUAUUUCCGGUCUUGUAGCUGGUGUUGAAAAAGCUGCCUCCGCUGCACCUAGUCGCACUGCUGUUGAAGUACUCACCCCAAAGGAUUCGAACUUUACUACCUCAGAGAUCCAAACCAUCUCCUAUGGCCGAUUAAACUCCAGAGCCAAUUGCUUUGCACACCACCUACUACACAGAGGUGCGAAAACGGGCGACUUGAUUGCCAUUCUUCUGGACGAGUCUAUUGAUUGCUAUGUUUCCAUUCUGGCAGUUGCCAAGAUAGGGGCUGGUCUCUUGCCUUUAAAUUCUCAAACUUCAGCACAGAAUAUUCAUAUAGCGUUGACUUCUGCAGAUGCACAAUUUUGCAUUAUCCCAUCAUCCGCAUUCCAGGAAGACCUAUCGACCGCUCUGGGAUCAAUUCAACAAAUUCAUCUUCCCGAGUAUCUAGACAACUAUCACGACAGCAAUUUUAUCACGAAUGACGACCAUUUUCAUAUUGUGUGUGCUGAGAAUUCUGCUUACUAUUCCUCUCAGGAACUGCAAAGCCAGGUUCAUGUGCUUGCAAGUUCUUUCUCUUGCGGCCUAGGGUCUAAAAUACUCCAUUCAUUCCCACGAGUAUCUGCCGACUAUUUCAUUGACACUUUCCUCGCGUGGCAUACUAGCUCAACCCUUUGCUCUGUAUCAGAGGAGUCAUUUGUAAAGAACCUUCAGCAAACCGUCAAUAAAAUGGAGAUAACGCAUCUGAGUCUACCACUCAGACUAGCUUCCCUUUUGACCCCGAAGAGUGUUCCCAGUGUUCAGUUCCUAUUCACAUCUGGGGAACCUUUGAAUGCGAAAGUCCUUCGUGACUGGUCCAACAACGGCCUUUGCUACGGCUACAAAACACAUGGCUUAGCUGGUAUCCGGAUGUUACGUUCAAACUACGAGGAAUCAACCUCCCUUGCAGGAAUUGGCAUGCCACUUGUGAAUACGUCUGCCAUGAUUGUCAGGGACUCUAGUGAGUUCAUUCUGCAACCUCAUGGCGCAGUUGGAGAGUUGUGCUUUGGUGUAAAACAAGAGGGCCAUAACAAUCGUGGCUUGAAGAUACCCACAACGGGAUUCAUAGAUCAUCCACAAUUUGGUCGGGUCUAUAGGACUGGUGACUACGGUCGAUUCCUCUCAGAUGAUACCAUUGUGCUACUCUCAGGGUCUCAUCAAGAAAAUAUGUCCAAGUUUAUGGACUUGGAAGAGAUUGAACUUGUUCUUGUCUCGUCUAAGCUGGUUCAAGACUCAUUAAGUCUAGUUCUGAGCGACGAGAUCACGAACCAACCCAAAUUGGUAACAGUCUGGGUCCCUUCAAAACAAGUUCAAGACCUUGAAGACUAUGAAAACCUUAGUUCAGUAGUCACAGAGCUUUUUGAAGAACUCGGCACGAAGUUCUCGCAUUCUAAGCUCCCAUCUCACCUGGUUCCGAUUGUCAACAUACCCAUGACCGAUUUCUACAAAACUGAUUAUGAAGCCAUUCAGCGAUACAUCAAAAAGUUGAGUCCUGAGACAUUGCAACUUUUCUCUGGCAAUAUUGGGACUGAAAACUCCGAUGGCACUCUCACAGACGUUGAGAAGAUCAUUGCAACUGCCCUUUCAGCGGUGACUGGAGCCGAAGAGAAAAUCAUUCGGCGACACACUUCGUUCUAUAAACUAGGACUUGACUCCUUAUCCGCCAUUUCCUUCUCACGAAAACUGCAGGAAUCUGGAUGUGGAAGACUUCCCGUAUCGACAAUCCUGCGCCAAAGCUCUGUUGCCCAGCUAGCAGCUUCUGUUUCUGCUGCUUUACACAACAAACAGUCUCAAAAGCCUGAACCUAUACUCGAAGAGGCACCCGCAUCUGUCUUUGAUAAGGAAUGGCUUCUUGGAAUGGAGGCAGAGUUAAACUCUGAAAAUCUUUCUGUCCAAGGCGUCUAUGCCUGUACGCCGUUACAGGAAGCAAUGCUGGCAGCAGAAUCAGACCUUCAUUCAACCUAUUUCAACCAUAUUCUGCUUCGAUUGAAUACAGAUGCUGGGGAGUUGAAGAAUGCAUGGGUCCACAUGUUGCAGAGGCAUGACAUCCUCAGAACCUGCUUCAGAGCAACCGAUGAUGUAAGAUUCACCUAUGCACAGUUUGUUCUAGAGAGUGCAACACUACCGUGGUCCUCCGUUGAAAUAUCUCCAAGUGGCCUUAGCCACGAUGUCCAGAUGAGAAAGUCAGAAUUUGAGCAUCAGUCACCAAUCAGUGGAACGCUUCCGUAUUCUUUGACCGUUUUUACCGAUCAUAUCACUCAUAGCGCGUAUCUCCUGCUAUCAAUCCACCAUGCUCUGUAUGAUGGCCAAGGAAUAUCGCAGUUACUCUAUGAGCUUCAGCUUUCUCUUUCAGCUCAAGCACUGCCCGAAGUCACACCCUUCCACAAAUUCAUCGAGUACAUGGUCUCCUCCAGCUCAACUAUUUCGGACAAAUUUUGGGACCGAUACUUGUCUGGUGUCUCGCCAACCCUGUUCUCAGUCCCGGAGAAUAUCAAUGGCAUAGCUGACCAGUCUGCCUCUCAGAAAACCCAAGCAACAGUGAAAAGCUCCCUGACUACAUUCAAACAACAAUGCAAGGAUCUUUCUGUGACACCACUGAACGUCUUUCACGCAGCAUGGGCGAGGCUCCUGUCCCUGUAUGCUGAUUCGUCAGAUGUCUGCUUCGGUAAUGUUUUUAGCUGCCGAACCAUUCCUCUGAAGGGUGCAGACAAGAUAGUCGGGCCUUGCUUCAAUACGCUUCCGAUCCGUGUCAAGCUUACUCCCACUUCAACCAACGCGGAUAUAAUGAAGAUAUCGCAGAAAAACAAUAGCGACAUCUUACCUCACCAGUUAAGCACUCUUCGUCAGAUUCAGAGACGUGCUCUCCGUGGAGGCUCUCAACUCUUUGAUACGUUGGUCAUUCUUCAGAGCACCACUGAAGUUGACUCACAAUAUUGGGAGAUUAUUGAAGAUGAAGGGAACAUGGGCUUUCCUCUCAUCUGCGAAAUACUUCCUGAUGAAGCUAAUAACACAUACAAUCUCUGUAUUCACUUCCAGACAUCUUAUCUGUCUCGCGAUGUGGUAAAGAGGCUUGCGCGAAGCUUUGUUGAUCUCGUUGAACACACCCUUCAAUAUCCUUCCGCACAGGCUUCUGACAGAAGGUCAAUUGAAGCAGAUAUUCCGCACAUUUUUGCAAAAAACCAGACUCCCAAACCUAAUGGUCGUCAAAUCUCUACCGUUCAGCAGAACUUACGAGCUUUAUCUGACCAAGAAGAGUUUCUCCGAGGAAUUAUCUGUAACUUUUCGGGAAUCAACCCAAACACUGUUUCCCUGCAUACAACUCUCUUCCAGCUAGGCUUGGACAGUAUCAAUGCCGUUCAAAUCUCCGGCAAGCUACGUUCGAUGGGCUACAAGAUCCCCGCUGGUGAUAUUCUUGAAGCCGCUUCAAUUGAGAAGAUUGCAUCUCUUCUUGAAUCUAGCGCCCAGGGAGUCAAAGAAGAUGAAUUCAACUUCAAUGCAUUCGAGAAGCGGCACUUGCCAAACGUGUGUGCGCAAUUGAAUAUAUCCUUGCAGAACGUACAGUCUUUACGGCCUUGCACUUCCGUCCAGAAUGGCAUGCUGGCCCUCUAUACACGCUCCCAGGGCGACUUCUACUUCAACCGCAUGGCCUUGAAUUUUUCAGCGCCACUGGACAAAAUUUUGCUCAAGGAAGCAUGGUCAAAAGUCAUGGCUCAACAUGAGAUGCUACGGACUGGGUUUGCUCAAUUACAGGACAAGCAAUACCCGUUCGCUAUGAUAACCUAUCAAGAACCCAUUGGUCUACCAUGGCACGAGACCGAUAAUACCACCACAGAUGAUAUCAAAGCUCAACAGCGGAAAAUCUUCGAGAAUAUUCACAGGCCUCCUUGGCAAAUCACCAUCGGAACUUCUGAUACAGUCUCCAUGAUGCAUUUCUCUGCCCUUCAUGCGCUCUACGAUGCUCAAUCUCUUGCACUUAUCUUUUCGGAUGUCGAAAAAUCAUACCUGGGGAAAACACUCACGAAGCCUGUUUCCAUUCCAGCAAUCUUAGGACCAAUUUUGGUUGAAAGUCGCAAACAAAGCGAGACCACGCAUGGUUUUUGGAAGGGACUGGCUCCGGAAGUUCAGCCAUCCAAAUUUCCAGAUUUGAAUCCUAUUCGCACAGAGAAUAAAGAACUGCUAGGAUCCUCUAUCCGAUGCUCGCAGUCUCUUGAAACACUGGAAAGUCGCUGCAGAGAAAUAGGAGUGACGCUCCAAGCAGCCGGCCAGGUUGCAUGGGCUAGACUGCUUUCCGCAUAUACCGGAGAACAGAAUGUCACAUUUGGAGUGGUUCUUUCUGGUAGAAGUUUGUCUUUAGCAGCCCAGGAUGCUGUUUUUCCUUGCCUGGUUACCAUGCCAUCACCCCACCACAUUGAGGAAACGAACCGUGAACUGUUAAGCAGAGCAGUGACGAGAAAUGCGUCCCUGGUUAAAAAUCAAUUCACUUCUCUGGGACAGAUUCAAAAAUGGUUAGGAAGUGAGGAGCCACUCUUUGAUACUCUGUUUGUCUACCAAAAGUUCUCGUCUCAACACAAGGGCUCUGCAUCAUGGGAUGUUGUGGAAGAAGACACAAGAAUUGAUUAUCCCGUUUCUAUCGAGUUGAUUCCACAUUUGUCGGAUCUGGAAAUCCGUCUCAGUUAUAGAAGUGACCUUGUCCCUGAGAUUCAAGCCACCACAAUCUUAAAUCAGUACAACAAGCUGCUUGAACAGACUGUUCUCUCACCAGACUCCAACUCAGACAAUUACCUAUUCCUUGGGGAUCAGUUGCUGUCUGUCACACCUGCAAAAGAGAAGGUCAUCUCCAGUCCUUUUACUCUAUUACAUCAAUUCGUUGAAAAUAACGCCCAAAAUAUCCCAAACAAACUUGCAUUUGAGUUCGCUUCAAGUAUCUCUGCAAAGGGCGUGGAAAAGAAGGCCUGGUCCUAUCGGGAACUCAACGAGGAUGGCAACCGAGUUGCACACUAUCUACAAAAUAAGGGCGUCAGGCCAGGUGGAAUGGUCGCCAUUUGUCUGGACAAGUGUCCUGAAGCCUCCAUUGCAAUCCUAGGUAUACUCAAAGCAGGCUGCUCAUACUUAGCCAUCGAUCCCAUGGCCCCUAUCUCGCGCAAGAAGUUUAUCAUUGAGGAUUCCGGUUCUACGAUUCUGUUUUGCAAUCAAUCGAGAACAGAAGAGCUCAGCAGCCUAUCCGGCGUUGAAGUACAAGCUGUUGAUGAAGCUGGUCUUUACAGUGAUUUUUCGUCUGCUCAGCCUUUACUUCCACGAGAGAUCAGUCCCGAUGACUCAUGUUACUGCUUGUACACAUCAGGGACUACAGGAACACCAAAGGGCUGCGAGAUCACUCAUAAUAAUGCGGUACAGGCAAUGCUAGCAUUCCAAAAACUUUUCUCGCCGAAUUGGGAUGAAGAUUCUCGAUGGCUGCAAUUUGCAUCAUUCCAUUUCGACGUCAGUGUCCUCGAGCAGUAUUGGAGUUGGAGUGUCGGUAUCUGUGUCACAUCCUGUCCAAGAGACCUUUUAUUUGAAGAUUUGCCUGGUACUAUUCAAAAGCUUCAAAUCACACACAUUGACUUGACGCCCAGCUUGGCAAAAUUGGUUCACCCUGAUGAAGUUCCUUCAUUGUGUCGCGGAGUAUUCAUCACUGGGGGAGAGCAGCUCAAGCAAGAGAUUCUUGACGACUGGGGAAGGCACGGAGUUAUCUACAACGGGUAUGGGCCAACAGAAGUCACUAUCGGAUGUACCAUGCUUCCUCGAAUGCGCGCCAAUGACAAGCCAACUAACAUCGGACCUCAAUUUGAUAACGUGGGCUCGUAUGUUUUCCGGCCUGGAACUUCAACUCCCGUCUUACGUGGUGGUCUAGGCGAGCUUUGCGUAUCUGGCCCUCUUGUUGGAAAGGGAUAUUUAAAUCGAGCAGAGCUGACAAGGGAACGAUUCCAAGACCUGUCUGAAUAUGGAGAUCGCGUCUACCGGACCGGUGACUUGGUCAGAAUUUUGUAUGACGGCAGUUUCCAGUUUCUCGGCCGAAUUGAUGAUCAAGUCAAGCUGCGUGGCCAGCGACUUGAGAUUGGCGAGAUUAAUGAAGUAAUCAAGCAAUCAACACCUGAGCUGAACGAAGUUGCCACACUAGUCAUCAAACACCCCAAGCAAUCCAAAGACCAGCUCGUCUCGUUCAUCACCAGUGUAGAUGCAGACAAAAAGGCCCCUUUUGAGGUUUCCGCCUCUGAAAAGGAUCAUGAGUUGCUGUCAACAAUCAAAGCUGCUUGCUAUACGCAUCUUCCUGGUUAUAUGGUACCAACACACAUCAUACCAAUGACCCGUUUCCCACUGUCUGCGAACAACAAAGCUGAUAUGAAAGUUCUGAAAAGUCUCUAUGAAGAGAUUUCUAUCGAGGACAUUCAAAAAUUGACAUCUAUAGGUGCUCGUCGAGGCGUCAAAAACGUGCGAGAAAAUGAAAUUAUAUCAGUUCUUGCCAAAUUUGUUGGGUCCGCUGAUUCGUCCAUUUCUUCCUGGUCGAGCAUUUAUGAGCUGGGUCUUGACUCUAUCUCAGUCAUUGCAUUCUCCCGGAGUCUCAGAGAAGCUGGCUUUACCCAAGCUCAGCCAUCUUUAGUCAUGAAAAAUCCUACUAUCGCGGGGAUGGCCUCUGCGUUGCAAACAUCCACAGGUCCAUCGAACUUACAGGAUGAUCUGCACCGAAAUACAAAGCAAGCUAUCCAAGCGUUUGUACAGAAGAAUUCACACUCAGUCAUUGAAAGUCUCGGCAUUUCGGAUAGUAAUAUUGAGCAAAUCGCACCAUGCACGCCUCUCCAGGAAGGUAUCAUAUAUCAUUUCCUGUCAAGCAACACACCAUUGUACUGCUCAACUUUCAGGUUUCCUCUAACCUCAUCCGUCGAUCUGUGGAAAUUGAAAGCAGCAUGGCAGAAAGUUCAGAAUCAAGUUCAAAUGCUGCGAGCGCGUUUCGCUCCUUCCCCUGAUGGCUACGCACAAGUCGUACUCAGUAAUGACAAAAUUCCUUGGUUUCAGUACAGAGUCAACGGAUACGAUGGAUUACUUGACAUGCAUUCAAGGCAAGCCGAGGCCUGGGCUUCCCAGAUCGGCGAUCUAUCUACACGGUUAUGGGAAGUUGGUAUCAUCACGUAUGACGAAAACCAUGAUUUCGAAUGUAAGCAUGUAAUGUUCCUCAACAUUUUCCAUGCUCUUUACGAUGGAAACAGCUCGAACCUUCUUCUCAAUCUCGUAUCGGACGCCUAUUUUGACCAGAAAAGCACAUCUGAAGAGGCACCGAAUUUCCUCGACGUUUUACAUCUGGGGCCUCUCUGCAAAGACCCUGCAGCAGAAGUAUUUUGGAAAGACCAUCUUGCCAACAGUCAGAGUCGACCUCUCUCUAAUCUGGACCCGGAAAAUUACGGCUUGUCGGCCGUUCACGAAAUUCGCAUUGAUACAACUGAACACCUAGACAAAUUGCGGAAAUCACUCAAUGUUACCGACCAGGCCAUCCUUCAUACAUGCUGGCUACUCACCCUCCAUGAAUAUUUCAAGUUUGUACCACCAAUCGGAAUAAUUGCUUCUGGUCGAUCUCUUGAUGUUCCUGGUAUUGCCAACAUAGUUGGUCCUUUGUUCAACACUAUCCCAAGCGAUGUACAGCUUCGAGGCCUCAAGUCAUGGUCAGAAGUUGCAAGGAGAUGCCAUGAGUAUCACGUAUCCACACUGCCUUUCCAGUACACUGCUUUACGAGAUAUCGCAAAGUGGCUGAAAAAGAGUCCGAAUGAGCUAGUUGAGUCUCUAUUUGUGUUCCAACGUGAAAGUACGGAUAGUGAGUCGUCGGCAGGCAAGUUAUGGACUUCAGUGGACUCUUACGCACAACACGAGUACCCUUUGGCUUUUGAGAUUGUACGAAAUGGCAAUACCUCUCUUUGUGCAACUCUUGCUACCAAAGAAGGCGUGAUCCCUCCCAAAGAUGCCAAGAGCAUGCUUUCCAAUUUCCAGCAGAUCCUCUAUGAUUUCUCUCAGAACCCGGAUCAUGAGCUGUCUUACACCGAUUUGGCCGAAAAUAAAAAUAUCACGAAUGCCCCUCCUCCCAAGAGCGAGCCUGGAUUCGAGUGGACUCCGUUGGUCUGCAAAAUUCGAGAUGUCAUUGCAAACAUUGCAGGGGUAGAUGCGCAGUCGAUCGGUGAAAACACAUCCAUUUUCGAAGUUGGACUUGACAGUAUCGAUGCUAUCAAAUUGUCUUCAAGACUCAGCAAGCUGGGGGUCAAGCUUCCAGUAAGCAAAAUCAUGCGUUGCCGCAAUGUACAGGCAAUGUCCAAGGCCAGUGAGCCAGUGGAAUCCACCCAAUCCGAACAGAAUGAGGCAUACCCGCUGCUUAAUCAGAUGGAGACAGCCUUGACAAGUUUCCUUGAACGGGAAGGACUUUCCCCUCCAUCAACCACUCGUGUUAUCCCCGCUACUCCAAUUCAGGAAGCGAUGGUGGCAGAAAUGACCUCUUCUGGGUAUAUAAAUUACUAUAAUCACGAGAUUCUGGAGCUAGAACCUCAUGUGGAUCUGCUCAAGCUUCAAGAAGCAUGGAAAACUGUUGUCACAGCCCAUCCGAUCCUUCGCACAUCAUUUGUUGAAGUUUGGGAUCCGGCCAUCCCAACCUCUUACGCCCAGGUUAUUCAUAGCGAGGACACAUUUGAUCUUCAGACUGUACACUUGCAUGGAUCUCCUGUUGAUUCUGUCAUCGAGCUACAGCGCAAAAGAGCCGCUUCAGAUCUGAAGAAUUGCCCUCUACUGACUAUCACGACAGUGCUGGAUGAAAAUGUUCGCUAUCUCGUCCUAUCAAUUGCACAUUCUCUUUACGAUGGCUGGUCAAUCAAUUUACUUCAUGGCGAUGUGGCAAAAUCUUACAUGGGAGAACACUGUACUCGUCCGGCCCCCGACGCAAUUUUAGAGCAAAUACUUGCAUCGUCUGGCGAACGAGCGCUCAAAUUCUGGCGCGCUACGCUAUCCCAUUGUACACCUGCAACUUUCCCAGCAAGAACUCAUUUAGAUGCCAAGUCCACGGUAGUUUACCGCGCAGAAAGAACUCUUUCAAUAUCGUUUGUGAAGGCCGAGUCUUUCUGCAAGCGCCACGGUAUCACUAUACAGGCACUGCUAGUCACCUGCUGGUCUCUCAUCCUAGCAUCGUAUGUCAACAAGUUGGAUGUUGUUUUCGGCCUUGUUCUUUCUGGUCGAAAUAUGGUGGAUUCCGAGCAUGUGAUGUUUCCGACUAUGAACACUGUAGCCAUGCGUGUCAUUCUUCACGGUACUCGAUUGGAGCUUGUGAAAUACGUUCAAGAGACAUUGUUGGGAAUUUCAGAGCAUCAGCAUUUCCCGCUACGUCGAGCUCGACCUGACGCGGUAUCUGGGAAAUUAUUUGAUACUCUUUUCAUUUACCAGAAGAGCCAGCUGGUAGCUGAUACAGUGCCAUGCUUGUAUAAGUCUACUGGGGGAGCAUCCGAUGUUGAUUAUCCAGUCUGUGCUGAGGUUGAAGGUGCUGGUGAAAAUCUCGUGGGAAGGGUAGCUUGUCGUGCAAGUGUUCUUGGAGAAGAAGGCACUCUUGAGUUGUUGGAGCACAUGGCACUAGUUUUGGCAUCGAUCGUUAAUGAGCCAACUCAACAAACUGUCGACGUUAUCGGGGACUCCAUGAAUGUUUCUGGGUACUUGGUUCUUCAAAAUAACACAGUGCAAGAUGUCACUGGCGCGCCAGUCACGAGUAGUACUGAAGAGUGGUCAUCUAUCGAGUUGACGAUCCGGAAUAUUCUUUCCAUUGUCUCCGGAGUACCAGAGGAUUUAAUCAGCAAAGACGCCACAAUAUUCCAGCUUGGAUUAGAUAGCAUCAGUGCCAUCAAGGUUGCUGCUCUCCUGAAGAAACAAUCUGUCAAGUUGGCCGUCAGCGAUAUGCUUAGAGCAGGAACAAUCGAGAAGAUGGCCAACGCAGCAAACAUGACCCCUGAAGAAUUGACACAGACCGAGAUUUCCAAAGCCCUGGAAGACUCGAUGCCCAAAACAAUCGAUGCCACUUCACUGCUUCAAGCCCAUGGUGUCAACUUGGAAAACGUUCAAAGUGUCUUUCCUGCUACUGCCGGACAGAUAUACUUUUUGGCCAUGCAUACCUUGAAUCCAGAAGUAUUCUAUUCGAAAUUCUCCUUCUUGGCCUCAACUCAAUUGAGCCAGGAGGUCCUUGAUAACGCAUGGUUACUUCUUCAGGAUCAAACACCAAUCCUCCGAACAGCUUUUAUUCCUACCCAGGUUAGAUCAUCUCUGCCAUAUAUCCAAUUUGUGAUGAAAUCUGUCCAGAAUCCUGUCCAUUGGCAUGAAUAUCUCCAGAGCCAAGCUGUCGCAACGAGUGUCAGACAAAACAUGGGUACAGUGCCGGUUGCACUGCAUGCCUGCCAAACUGAAGAGGGAACGGCGAUUACCUUGAAGAUUCACCAUGCACUCUAUGACGCCGUCAGCCUUCCGUCCAUGAUGCAGAGGCUUGCGCAGCUUUGCAGCCCCACGCAGCCCAAAACAAAAUACGGAGUGUAUGAUAUCUCCCAGCUCGUAGCAGUCCAACAUAUCCAAUCGCCCGAGGAAAUGCGAUCACAAUUCUGGAAAAAUUACCUGGGCCAAAUCUCAACACGUCACAAAGAGCAACAAGGUACGGGUGUCUUUGGUGCCAUUCAACAAUACUACCGACCGAGCUUAGUUUCAAAUAUGUCUCAAGUGAACAUAGCCGCCAAAGCACAGGGCCUUAGUAUCCAGUCCAUUUUCUUAGCGGUAUAUGCUCGAGUCCAUGCCCAGAUCGUCGUAGAUACACAGCCUCUUGUCGUGGGCUUGUACCUCGCCAAUCGAUCUCACGUGAUGGAAGAAUUGUCUGAGAUGGUUGCUCCGACAGUGAACAUUGUCCCACUGCGCCUCGACAAUAAAAACAGCCAAGACCCAUACGGACUCUUCGCCAUGGCCCAUAAGAUCCAAGACGAGAUCAACGAAAUCAGCAUGGCCGCGCACUCUAGCGUGUCCCUUGCAGAGAUUGCACUCUGGACAGGCGUACACAUCAGCACCUGUAUCAACUUCCUGCGACUGCCAGAAUUAGAAAAAGCGACAGGUAGUAGUGCGGAUAGUGAGCAAGUGACAUUGAAGUCAAUUCCGCGCGAGGAGGUUGCAAAUUUCAAUCAAUUCAGUCCGAAAAACGACGCCACUGGGUUUAUGCGUAACGGUGACAGUGCAGGUCAAUCCACUUCCACGCAAGUGAGCCAGGUUGCCGCUUCAACGGCGGCUAUUGAGGGAGUCUUUUGGCCUACGAUCGACGUUGAGGCAGCUAUCCGAGAGGAGGGGUUGGAUUUCGGACUUUUUGCUCCAGAGAGUCUACUUGACGGCGAAAUCUCCGAGAAGAUCAUCGAGGCUGUGAAGGAGGAAAUGAUGUCCUUGACAUAUAAGGACAUAGCAUAA
This is a messenger RNA of Penicillium taxi, 14763 nucleotides long. RefSeq names its product nonribosomal siderophore peptide synthase SidC (gene sidC). Gene Ontology annotation, biological process: amino acid activation for nonribosomal peptide biosynthetic process; secondary metabolite biosynthetic process. Gene Ontology annotation, cellular component: cytoplasm. The transcript has 8 exons. The record is from RefSeq and is a predicted model, not a curated record. Lineage: Eukaryota; Fungi; Ascomycota; Eurotiomycetes; Eurotiales; Aspergillaceae. The coding region runs from base 1 to 14763 and encodes 4920 amino acids. Gene Ontology annotation, molecular function: catalytic activity; phosphopantetheine binding.